UGCUGUUUGCUGUGCCUAUGUCAAGUCCGCAAUAUUUAUGUAAUUCAAAAUAAAAAUUCUAUGUUAUAAAAAUAAAAACGCGGCCAGUUUAAUCGUUCGUAAAUAGUAAACUAUUCAAAAACUCCAUCAUGGGAACAGUACACGCAAAGGCGGAGCACGGCCAGGGUGACAACGAGGUCCUGGGCAGUAACCUGUUCGAGUUCGGAGUUGAAGAGCCCAUGGAGCUGGAGGAGCCAAAUAUCCAGCGGCCCGGCAUCAAACUCGGCGGUGUGCGGGCACGAGUUGACCGGGUCCACGUAGACGGCCUGAGCCGGACCAAGGAUGACGUGAUCCGGGGAGCGGUGGACGACUUGUUCCAUGCUACGGACUUUGAAGACGUCAUACUGCGCGCACAUAAGGUGCGCCGCGCUCUGGACGCGAUGGGGUGCUUCCGCGACAUCGCCGUGCUGAUCGACGUGUCGUCCGGCCCCGGCGCCACGCCCGAAGGUCUAGAGGUGACGUUCCAGGUGAAGGAGCUGUCCCGCAUCGUGGGCGGCAUCAACACCACCGUGUCCGAGAACGAGGGCAACCUGGUGCUGGGGGUAAAGAUGCCGAACGUGCUGGGCCGCGGGGAGCGCAUCCAAUCCGAGUACUCUCUAGGAUACCGGAGCUCUUCGAAUUUCAGCAUCACGGCGACCAAACCUUACCCGCACAAACCUAGGACACCACUGCUGUCAGCGCAGGUGUACCAGCAGAACUCCGAGUACCCGUGGUCGGGGUACCGGCUGCUCGACCGCGGCCUGCUGCUCGGCGUGGCCUUCAACACUUCGCCCGCGACGAAGCACCAACUUCAAUGGGAGGGCGUGGUCCGCGACACGUCGGUGCUCAGCAAGACCACCAGCUUCAAGAUCAGAGAGAGCAGCGGGCCUCAAAUGAAGUCGGUGAUCCGUCACAUCGUGUCGGUGGACCACCGGGACGAGCCCAUCUUCCCGACCCGAGGGUCGUGGGUCCAGUUCUCGAGCGAGGUGGCCGGGCUGGGCGGCGGGGUGGCGCAUCUCAAGAGCGAGCUCAAGGCGCAGACCAACCACGAGCUGGCCGAGAAUGUGGUGCUGCAAGUAACCGGCGCUGCAGGCGUCCUCCAUGAUGUCUUUGGGACAGAGAUAGCUGACCACUUCUUCCUCGGAGGACCCACAACACUUCGAGGCUUCAGGUCCAGAGGAGCCGGGCCUCACACCGAUGCUCAUGCUUUAGGCGGCCGGAUGUACUGGGCGAGCGGCGUGCACCUGUACACCCCCCUCCCCUUCCGACCCGGGCGAAGCGGACUGGGGGAGCUGUUCCGGUCCCAUGUGUUCGUCACCGGCGGCUGUCUCGCUUCCCCAGAGGAGUCCGGGGCGUCACCCUGGGACGCGUUGUCGGCCGUCCGCGUGUCGUGCGGCGCCGGCGUGGCCCUGAGACUGGGCCGGGUGGCGCGGCUCGAGCUCAACUACUGCACGCCCGUGCUGGCUCGGAGCGGCGACAUCGCCCAGCCGGGGAUCAGCUUCGGAGUGGGCGCCGACUUCCUGUAGCCACGUGAGUGCACACACACACACACACGCAC
This is a messenger RNA of Cydia fagiglandana, 1576 nucleotides long. Its product is annotated as sorting and assembly machinery component 50 homolog A. Gene Ontology annotation, biological process: mitochondrial respiratory chain complex assembly; protein insertion into mitochondrial outer membrane. Bases 129 to 1544 code for a protein of 471 amino acids. Lineage: Eukaryota; Metazoa; Arthropoda; Insecta; Lepidoptera; Tortricidae. The record is from RefSeq and is a predicted model, not a curated record. The transcript is spliced from 12 exons. Gene Ontology annotation, cellular component: outer membrane.